AUGUAUUACUCUUCAGUGCUCACGGUUUUAGCCAGCGGCGCCUACGUCGCAGCCAUCGAUUCGUACAACAAUCUGAAUAAUCGUGAACAUGCGAAUAAACUGGGCAAAGCGGUCCAGGGCAAGGAAGUAACGCAUUUGUUCCGUCGUGGUGGUACUUGUGCCUUCCCUAACAACGAUGGCAUGGUCUCAGUUCAGUCCGACGGUCAAAACGGCGGCUGGGCGAUGAGUUGGGACCAACCAUGCUCGUACGGCAGCUGGUGUCCAUAUGCGUGCAAUCCAGGUCAGCUUUCUGGCCAGUGGGACCCACAGGCUACAAGUUACACGUAUCCGCAGUCGCAGUACGGAGGUCUCUACUGUGACGAGAGCGGAAACUUGCAAAAACCGAUCUCGCAAAACGACUACUGCUACGAUGGUAAGGGCACCGUUUCCGCCAAAAACAGUGCAGGUUCUGGAGUUGCUUUCUGUCAGACCGUAUUGCCCGGGAACGAAGAGAUGCUGAUCCCCACACUCGUGGACAGCGGAUCGGAAGAGACUUUGGCUGUUCCAGGAACCGAUUACUGGGCCAAGACCGCAUCCCACUUCUACAUCAAUCCACCUGGCACCAGCGUCGCCGAUGGGUGUAAGUGGGGAUCCUCGUCAAACCCUCAAGGUAACUGGUCACCCUACGUCGCCGGUGCCAACAUGGACGAUUCGCAGAACACUUUCGUCAAGAUCGGAUGGAACCCUGUCUACUUGGAAGACUCAUGUCCUUUCAAGAAUACCAGGCCAUCCUUUGGUGUGAGAAUUACGUGUGACGAUGAAUCCAGUUGUAACGGCUUGCCUUGUGAAAUUGAUCCUUCCAAACAGAACGUCAACGAAGUCUCGGGUGGUGGAGGUAGCGGAGCUGGCGGAGCCAAUUUCUGUGUGGUAACCGCCCAGAAUGGAGCCAAGGCCAAGAUCGAAGUUUUCGAAAGCUCUGGAAAUACCAAACGGGAUUUGUCGCACCACGCUCACAACAAGAGAGACACCCAGCACACUGUCACCAGUACUGUGAUUGUUUGA
Lachancea nothofagi CBS 11611 is the source of this 1041-nucleotide messenger RNA. The record is from the annotation of a GenBank genome assembly. Lineage: Eukaryota; Fungi; Ascomycota; Saccharomycetes; Saccharomycetales; Saccharomycetaceae.